AUGGAGGGGAAAAACGAGGAAUACCUUGAGAAGUUACUGAAUGAUUACAUCAAGUCUGGGUGGUUCAUUAAUGAGGGUUUUGUAUCUUCCAUAUUUUCAAUAUUAAAAAAUAAGAAAGAGACGCUGGAUGAGUUUAUACAAAAACGAGGGUUUUACUGGAAAAGUGUUGAGUGUCACACAGAGGGGCAGUUAACCAAUUUACAAGAGGUUACUGCCCAACACAACACGUUACUUAAAGCGCUUCGAGGGGUUAGAAGAGAGUUAGUAUUUGUGUGUGAUGAAUACGGAAGGUCAUUAAGGUGUGUUUCACCCCAAAAGGGUUUGCAGACGAAAAGCAUCAAUCCAUUAACAGACACACUUGUUUCAAGGGGAUGUGGUAAUUCAACGAUGUUUUAUUGUAUGAGUGGUGAUGGGGUGUGUUUAUCUCCAUUGAUAGUUGGUGACACCGAAUACUUAAAGGAAGUUAGAUUAGUGUUGGGGGAUAAGGUCACGUUGUUACAAAACGAGAACUUUCAAUUUACAAGUUCAGGGAUGUGUAAGUGGAUUGUGAACGUUAUUAUCAAACACAUUAAGAACAAGCGCAAAGAGUUCAAAGACAACUUAAAAGCAGUCAUUUUGUUUCCCGAAUAUUACAAAAACCCAUUCACUAUUGUGCCUGACCUAAAGAAAGAAAAUAUCGAAACAAUAGGGGUCGAAAAACUGGCACAAGACUUCACACCUUUUGAUAACAUCGGAACUCUUCUCGACUCCAUCGUCAUCUCGAGGUGGACGGACGAUCAAAAAUUGAACGUGUUUAUUGCAGCAAGUGAAUUCUUAGAGUUGGACGCACCACUUUCAAAAAGUUGCUUUGAAGGGAUUUACAAAGACGACAUUUCAAAUGAAUUUAUUUCAAAUAGUGCCUUUGAAAGUAAGGUUUUGAGUGGACGAGACUUACAAAAACGGAUAGAUCCAAAUAUUGUGAAGAUGUGGGAACGUGAGGGGUUCAUUUAUAACAUUAACAAACUCAAAUCUCCACUGAAUUUAAUCGUCUUCCACAUUAUAUCAACUCAGCAAUUCAUGCUAUGUAAAAGUGUUAAAGAGCAAAUACUCUUCUUCUUAUGUAAUUACCCCACACUUGUGAAAUUCUUUAAGUCCGAAAAGUAA
This is a messenger RNA of Entamoeba invadens IP1, 1143 nucleotides long. RefSeq lists its product as hypothetical. The transcript has a single exon. The record is from RefSeq and is a predicted model, not a curated record. Lineage: Eukaryota; Evosea; Mastigamoebida; Endamoebidae. Bases 1 to 1143 code for a protein of 380 amino acids.